UGACGCAUCCACACAUUUCCGCUUUCUUUCUGCAGGAGGCACCGUUUGCUUCUGGGCCCGGGGGCGCGGUGGAUCUUGACCUUUGCCCCGGCCGCGUCGUGGGGACCCAGCACCUCUCCCCGCACCUGCUUCCUCCCACAGAACCCGUUUCCGGCUUCCGAGCCUCCGGCGAGAUGUUACUGUUGCUGCUGCUGCUGCCCGUGUGCUGGGCCGUGGAGGUCAAGCGGCCCCGGGGCGUCUCCCUGACCAACCAUCACUUCUACGACGAGUCCAAGCCUUUCACUUGCCUGGAUGGCUCGGCCACCAUCUCCUUUGAUCAGGUCAACGAUGACUACUGUGACUGCAAGGAUGGCUCGGAUGAGCCCGGCACAGCUGCCUGUCCUAACGGCAGCUUCCACUGCACCAACACUGGCUACAAGCCCCUGUACAUCCCCUCCAGAUGGGUCAACGAUGGAGUUUGCGAUUGUUGUGAUGGGACCGACGAGUACAACAGCGGGACCGUCUGUGAGAACACCUGCAAAGAGAAGGGCCGGAAGGAGAGAGAGACCCUGCAGCAGAUGGCAGAAGUUACCCGCGAGGGCUUCCGCCUGAAGAAGAUCCUGAUUGAGGACUGGAAGAAGGCCAGGGAAGAGAAGCAGAAAAAGCUCCUCGAGCUACAGGACGGAAAGAAAUCCCUGGAGGACCAGGUGGAGAUGCUGCGGACGGUGAAGGAGGAGGCCGAGAAGCCAGAGAAGGAGGCCAAAGACCAGCACCGGAAGCUGUGGGAAGAGCAGCAGGCCGCCUCCAAGGCCCAGCGGGAGCAGGAGCUGGCGGCCGACGCCUUCCAGGAGCUGGACGACGACAUGGAUGGGGCGGUCUCGGUGACUGAGCUGCAGACACACCCGGAGCUGGACACGGAUGGGGAUGGGGCGCUGUCAGAAGGGGAGGCCCAGGCCCUCCUCGGGGGAGACGCGCAGACGGAUGCCGCCGCCUUCUAUGACCGCGUCUGGGCUGCCAUCAGGGACAAGUACCGGUCCGAGGCGCUGCCCACUGAGCCACCGGCGCCUUCCACACCUGAGCUGAUGGAGCCCGAGGAGGAGCAGCCCCCGGUGCCCUUGCCGCCCACGGAGGACGAGGAAGACGAAGAGGACGAGGAAGAGGAGGAGGAGGAGGAGGAGGAGGAUACCCAGGGGCAGGGGGAGCAGCCCAAGGAGGCCCCGCCCCCACUGGUGCCCCCCCAGGCGGCCAGCCCCAGCGAGGAGGACACGAUGCCACCCUACGACGAGCAGACGCAGGCCUUCAUCAAUGCCGCCCAGGAGGCCCGCAGCAAGUUUGAGGAGGCCGAGCGGUCCCUGCGGGAAAUGGAGGAGUCUAUCAGGAACCUGGAGCAGGAGAUCUCCUUCGAUUUUGGCCCCGACGGGGAGUUUGCCUACCUGUACAGCCAGUGCUACGAGCUGGCCACCAACGAGUACGUCUACCGGCUCUGUCCCUUCAAGCUGGUUUCCCAGAAACCCAAGCUAGGCGGCUCCCCCACCAACCUCGGCACCUGGGGCUCGUGGGCUGGCCCCGAGCACGACAAGUUCAGCGCCAUGAAGUACGAUCAGGGCACGGGCUGCUGGCAGGGCCCCAAUCGCUCCACCACCGUGCGCCUGCUGUGCGGGAAGGAGACGGCGGUGACCAGCACUACGGAGCCCAGUCGCUGCGAGUACCUCAUGGAGCUGACGACACCGGCUGCCUGCCCAGAGCCGCCACCCGAACCACCUGCCGACGGCGACCACGACGAGCUCUAGCCCUGCCCCGAGCAGAGGUGGG
Messenger RNA from Ceratotherium simum simum (southern white rhinoceros), 1791 nucleotides. NCBI's taxonomy places the organism in Eukaryota, Metazoa, Chordata, Mammalia, Perissodactyla, Rhinocerotidae. The record is from RefSeq and is a predicted model, not a curated record.